Messenger RNA from Austrofundulus limnaeus, 162 nucleotides. RefSeq names its product protein SOGA3. Lineage: Eukaryota; Metazoa; Chordata; Actinopteri; Cyprinodontiformes; Rivulidae. The record is from RefSeq and is a predicted model, not a curated record.
CUGAAGAGGAGCGGCGCCAGGAUGCAAAGCGAAGRCACGGAGCCGAUGGAGGCCGCGCGGCUGGAGCCGGUGGAGGCUGCAGAGGCGGUGGGCCUGACUCAGCAGGACCAGGCCCUGGAGGAGGAGAUAGAGAGGCUGCUGGAGGAGAAUGAUGAGCUCAAG